AUGUUUUCCUGUACCGUACGUCUUACUUCGCUUCUGCGUUCUGCCAUCAAUGUUCCUACUAGUUCAAAACUACUUCAAACAAUUCUUGUUAAAAAUAAUUCUACUAAUACUAUACCAGAACCAACAAUCUCGUAUUCUGAUAGCGCCCUUGUUUUGUCCUUGAUAUUGCCAUCGCGUCAAGAAACAUGUCGAUUUCACCUUAAUUUACACACAACUACGGUGGGUCAACUGAUUGAUGAAAUACAACAAGAAGAUGCUGGCAUUGAACAUGUGCAGAUAUUUGAUAAGAAAGGAACUUUAUUUUCCAAAUCUUGCGGGAUGAGUUCUCUUAUUCAAUCACCUUUUACAAUACAAUUGAAUCGACAAAGAACAUAUCUUUUCGAUCCUAUUAAUAAGUUACAAAUAAAAGACACUAUAGUAAGACAAUCAACAACUGAUAGCUCAUCAAUAGAAGAUACCGUAGCAACACUUUACUAUGCAUUAAAUGUCAUGAAAAUUUAUCAUGUAAAAUAUGCUGAAUUAAAAGCUGAAGCCGAUACCUUAACAACACAACUUGAACCAUUAGAAAAAAUGAAAAAUAAAUUAGCAAAUAAAUGUCAACGUUAUACAUCACGUUGUAUAUGGUAUGGUCUAGCGGCAAUGUCUUUUCAAGUUGGUGCCUUAGCUGAACUUACCUGGGAUGUUUAUUCAUGGGAUAUAGUUGAACCUAUUUCUUAUUUUGUUGCAUAUGGAAGUGUUAUUGCAGUUUAUGCAUUUUAUUUAAUGACACGUUCUGAUUUCGAAUAUUUGACAUGGAGUGAUCGACUUUUUCUACGGCAAUUCUACCGUGUGGCUCAUCGUCAUGGCUUUGAUAUAUCUUUGUACAAUGACUUGAAGAAUCGUCUUUUUCUUGUGAAUACUGAUUUAGCACGUUUAAGAGCUCCAUUAUCCUUCUCGUUGCCUGUGCCUCCUCAUCCGUUUAUAUGCAAAGUUAGUGGCGAUGAAAUAAGUCCACUAGAUAUUUAUCGCACAACUACAAAAGCAGAACAGUGA
Molecule: messenger RNA, 1032 nt
Organism: Rotaria socialis
Lineage: Eukaryota; Metazoa; Rotifera; Eurotatoria; Philodinida; Philodinidae
Source: the annotation of a GenBank genome assembly